AUGCACGACGUGAGCCAGCUCGUCACGCUUGAAGCUGCGUUGAAAGAGACGCUUCGUCUGCAUCCACCCGUCCCGAUGGUUCCAAAGUAUGUAGUGGAAGACACUACGCUUGCUGACGGAACGUUUGUCAAGGCGAACUCCUUGAUCGUCCUGGCAACGUACGCGAUGGCAAGAAUGACGCACGUGUGGGGUACAGAUGCUGCUGAGUUCAAACCCGAGCGGUGGAUCGACGCAGCCACCGGAAAGCUUGUGUCGGUGUCUCCGUACAAAUUUGUAUCUUUCAAUGCUGGUCCUCGUUUAUGCCUCGGAAUGAACCUAGCCAUGCUUGAGAUGAAGCUGGUUGUGGCCGGUCUGUUGAGCAAGUUCCAUAUCGAAGUGGAGGAUCCUGAGAACGUGACGUACGAUGUAUCGCUCACUCUGCCAGUGAAGGGCUCGCUUGAUGUGAAGAUUUCGCCUACAGAACCGGCAUUUGCAUAA
Phytophthora infestans T30-4 is the source of this 477-nucleotide messenger RNA. RefSeq names its product cytochrome P450, putative. The record is from RefSeq and is a predicted model, not a curated record. Gene Ontology annotation, molecular function: iron ion binding; monooxygenase activity; oxidoreductase activity, acting on paired donors, with incorporation or reduction of molecular oxygen. NCBI's taxonomy places the organism in Eukaryota, Oomycota, Peronosporomycetes, Peronosporales, Peronosporaceae. Bases 1 to 477 code for a protein of 158 amino acids. The transcript has a single exon.